Molecule: messenger RNA, 1560 nt
Organism: Eruca vesicaria subsp. sativa (arugula)
Lineage: Eukaryota; Viridiplantae; Streptophyta; Magnoliopsida; Brassicales; Brassicaceae
Source: the annotation of a GenBank genome assembly
AUGGAGACCAAACCAUCAAUGUACUUUUCUCUGAUACCAUUCUGGUUCCUUUGCUUCACCAUAGUAACCUUUGCCUCAUCAUCAUCAUCAACAUGGUAUGGUGAUCAUAUCUCACUGAGAGAUGUAAGCCAAGGAGAAAAUUUUAGUUUCGGAAAAGACUUCCUCUUUGGCACUGCUUCUUCUGCUUACCAGUAUGAGGGAGCUUACUUAACCGACGGAAAAACCCUAAGCAAUUGGGACGUUUUCACAAACAUCUCUGGAAAAAUCGCUGAUGGAAGCCAAGGCAAAGUCUCUGUCGAUCAUUACCAUCGAUACCCGGGAGACUUGGAUCUGAUGGAAGAUCUUGGAGUUAAUAGCUAUCGAUUUUCUUUAUCGUGGGCUCGGAUUCUUCCAAAGGGAAGAUUUGGAGAUGUGAACAUGGAAGGUAUUGAUCAUUACAACAGAAUGAUCAAUGCUAUUAUCAAAAGAGGGAUGGAGCCAUUUGUCACGCUGACACAUUAUGACAUGCCUCAAGAACUUGAACUGAGAUAUGGAAGUUGGCUAAACCCCCAAAUCCGGGAAGAUUUCGAGCAUUACGCAGAGAUUUGCUUCCGACACUUUGGGAAUAAGGUUAAGUUGUGGACUACGUUUAACGAACCAAACGUUCAAGUGAUCUAUGGUUACCGUAAAGGGACGUACCCGCCAUCACGUUGUUCCAAGACUUUCGCAAACUGCACACGUGGCGGUUCCGACAUAGAGCCACUUGUCGCUGCUCACAAUAUCAUCCGCUCACAUUUAGCCGCGGUCAGUUUAUACAGGGAAAUAUUUCAGGAACAACAAAAAGGAAAGAUCGGUAUUGUUAUGAACGCGGUUUGGUUUGAACCGGUUAGUGAUUCUUUAGCAGAUAGAUUAGCUGCUGAGAGAGCUCAAGCUUUCUACUUGACUUGGUUUUUGGACCCUAUUGUGUUUGGAAGAUAUCCAAGAGAAAUGCAAAACAUUCUUGAACAAGAUCUUCCAAAAUUUACGAGGGAUGAUCUUAAAAGCUCCAAGAAUGGACUAGACUUCAUUGGGAUUAAUCAGUACACAAGCAGAUACGCUAAAGAUUGUCUACAUUCCGCAUGUGAACCGGGCAAAGGAGGUUCUAGAGCUGAAGGUUUCGUCCAUUCAAACGCACUUAAAGACGGUUUAACUUUAGGAGAACCGACCGGAGUAAGCUGGUUUAAUGUUUAUCCUCAAGGAAUGGAAGAGAUGUUGAUGUAUACAACAGAGCGAUACAAAAACAUUCCAUUGUAUGUAACAGAAAAUGGUUUUGGUGAAAACAGUACGGGAGUAUUGUUAAAUGAUUAUCGGAGAGUGAAGUUUAUGAGCAACUACUUAGAUGCACUCAAAAGAGCCAUGAGGAAAGGAGCAGAUGUAAGAGGAUACUUUACUUGGUCUUUAUUAGACAACUUUGAGUGGAUAUCCGGUUAUACCAUAAGGUUUGGUAUGUACCACGUCGAUUUCAACACUCUGGAGAGAACCCCAAGACUAUCAGCUUCUUGGUACAAGAACUUCAUUUCCCAGCACAUAAGCUCAAUCUAA